AAAAAAAAUAAUCAUUUUCCUGGGAAAGUCCAAUUCCGAUUUCCCUGUGCUGGAAUAGUGAAUUCUUCCUCACCAAGAAAUCCCAUAUUUUCCUUGCCCUCGCGCUCUAUAAAGUUGGCUGCCUAUAGCAGAUCGUACCCUAGCGCGAUUCACUUUCCCAAAACCCCGUUGCUUUCACAUUCUCGACGGCUCUUCCGCCAUGGACGACGACGAGGGUCUCCUACGCCGCAGCGUUCGAAAGCUCCAUCUCUCGCAGCUGCAGGUUGUUUCCGCGCUAGGGCGGGGAGCCAAGGGCGUGGUGUUCCUGGUGCGAGACCUAGGGUUCGAUGCCGCCGCAGACGAGUUCUUCGCACUCAAGGUAAUCUCCAAGGCUCUGAUCGCGGCCAAGGGCGACGGCGAUAGUGAGGGAAGCCGGCGCAAGCGAGUCCGAUUCGAGCAGCUGGCCUUGAGCCGUUUCCGGCACCCGCUUUUGCCCAGCCUUCACGGCGUUUUCGAAUCUGAGAAGCUUGUUGGCUACGCCAUUGGCUACUGCCCCGGGCGAGAUCUCCACUCCUUAAGGAAGAGACAGACCGAGAAGAUGUUCUCCGAUGAUAUUAUCAGAUUUUAUGCUGCGGAAUUGGUGCUAGCGCUGGAGUAUUUGCACGGAUUGGGGAUAGUAUACAGAGAUUUGAAACCAGAAAACAUCAUGAUUCAAGAAAAUGGCCACCUAAUGCUCGUUGAUUUCGAUCUCUCGACGGAGCUCCCCGUGAAAACUCCUCAGGUCGUGAACUCGGCGGCGAGCUCUAACUCGCCAAAGAGAAAGAGGCGGUUCUCAGCGUUCUACAAGUUCCGCCGCAACUCGGGCAUAUCGCCGGAUGACUCGGCGGGGAAGUCGAACUCGAACGAUGCGGACAGGGCGGGGAAAUCGAACUCGUUCGUCGGGACGGAGGAGUACGUGGCGCCGGAGAUAAUUUUAGGGAACGGCCACGAUUUCGCCGUAGACUGGUGGUCGUUGGGGGUGGUUUUGUACGAGAUGCUGUACGGGGCGACGCCGUUUAGAGGCUCCAGUAGGAAGGAUACUUUUUAUCGGAUUUUAGCGAAGGAGCCGGAGCUUGUCGGCGAAGCGACGUCGUUGCGGGACUUGAUCCGAAAACUACUUGAAAAGGACCCAAAGCAGAGGAUCGGAGUGGAGGGAAUCAAGGGCCACGAUUUCUUCAAAGCCGUUGACUGGGAUACGAUUCUGCAAAUCCAACGGCCACCCUUCAUUCCUUUGGGGCCCGAUAUCGAGGACGUGGACGGAAAUAAAGGAAUUGAUUUGGAGUCGUUUGUCGAAGAUGCACAUAAAAAACAUAAUGACGAAAAAACCAAUACGCCUGAGCAAAAUAAAAGUGAGAAUACGAACGAGGGGGUGUGGAUAAAUCAGAAUAACAAUUCUGAAUAUAACAAAUUCUCUAUUUUUUGAUUAUUUUAUUUUUUGAUUUUAAAUAGUUGAUGUUCAUUAUUCUAAAUCACAGAGUCUAAAAAUGACGGAGAUGAGGUUGGCAGCUGCUACAAGUCAAAUUGACUGAUGAAAGUCAUACUAAUCUUUGUAAACAUAGCUUAACUCUUUUUUUUCUUCCUCGUGUUUUGAUAAUGGGGUAACUCAAAGAAUUUAAAUUAGAAUGUUUGAUUUUGAUUUCA
Molecule: messenger RNA, 1659 nt
Organism: Malania oleifera
Lineage: Eukaryota; Viridiplantae; Streptophyta; Magnoliopsida; Santalales; Ximeniaceae
Product: serine/threonine-protein kinase OXI1-like
Exons: 2
Coding region: 200-1441 (413 amino acids)
Biological process (GO): protein phosphorylation
Cellular component (GO): nucleus; cytoplasm; plasma membrane
Molecular function (GO): ATP binding; protein serine/threonine kinase activity
Source: RefSeq, a predicted model, not a curated record